Molecule: messenger RNA, 4716 nt
Organism: Gavialis gangeticus (Gharial)
Lineage: Eukaryota; Metazoa; Chordata; Crocodylia; Gavialidae
Gene: P2RY12
Product: purinergic receptor P2Y12
Exons: 2
Coding region: 315-1325 (336 amino acids)
Biological process (GO): G protein-coupled receptor signaling pathway; blood coagulation
Cellular component (GO): membrane
Molecular function (GO): G protein-coupled purinergic nucleotide receptor activity
Source: RefSeq, a predicted model, not a curated record
AGCACUGAGACUGUCACUCAGACCAUGAGACUAACUCUCUACGCAAUUGAAGACAACAGUUCCAAGCCAGAGGCUGUCCUAAAUACUAAGGCUAAAAUGUACUGCUUCCUCCCCAUUCACUCUCUUGCUCUUUUGAUCUGAAGAUUUUCUUAUAAACUAAUAAGCAUCAGGCUUAGAAAAAGGAAAGAAAAAAAGCAAGAAAAAGAAACCACAAAUGACUCACUGCUAGCAAUAAUAACCUUCUAUCACAGAGAAGACUUCACUUUUCAGCAUUUGUCUACAGUGCAAAGAGGGGAAAAGAUAUCAAACUACAAAUGAAAGCUGUUCACAACUUGAGCUUCUCCAGAACUGAUAUCAACUGCACCAGCGACAACCAAUUCAGUAAAGUUCUUUUCCCUGUGCUCUACACAGUUCUGUUUUUUGUGGGCAUUGUCAUGAAUGGCCUGGCAAUGUGGGUUUUUUUCCAAAUCCCCAGUAAAUCCAAUUUCAUCAUCUUCCUUAAGAAUACAGUAAUUUCAGAUAUCUUCAUGAUCCUGACCUUUCCAUUCAAAAUUCUUAGUGAUGCAAACCUGGCACCUUGGACAUUGAGGGGAUUCGUCUGUCGGGUGUCACAAGUCAUAUUUUACUUCACCAUGUACAUCAGCAUUUUGUUUCUGGGUCUAAUAACUAUUGAUCGCUACCAGAAAACUGUCACACCAUUUAAAACAUCAAGCAACCUUCUUAGCACGAAGAUUCUGUCCGUGGUCAUUUGGAUAGCAAUGUUUGCUCUCUCCCUGCCUAACAUGAUUUUGACAAAUAAGGAACAGACACGUGAAAAAGUGAAGAAAUGCGCUCUCUUGAAAUCCGAUUUUGGGUUAACAUGGCAUGAAAUUGUGAACUACAUCUGCCAAUUAAUCUUCUGGGUUAAUUUGGUUAUCAUAGUGGUAUGUUACAUGCUCAUAAGUAAAGAACUGUACAAAUCAUAUAAGAGAACAAAAUGCACAGGGAAAGUUUCUAGAAAGACAGUAAAUUUGAAAGUUUUUAUUAUUAUUGCAGUGUUCUUUAUUUGUUUUGUUCCAUUCCAUUUUACCAGAAUCCCCUACACCUUGAGUCAAACAAGAGAUGUUUUUGAAUGCUCUGCUCAGAACACAUUGUUUUAUAUGAAAGAGAGCACCCUCUGGUUAACAUCUCUAAAUGCCUGCUUAGAUCCAUUUAUCUAUUUUUUCCUUUGCGAGUCUUUCAGAAAAUCCUUGCUCAAUAUGCUACACAAACAGGUGUCUUCAGAGCUUGGAACAAAAAUUAAAGAGCAUACUGAUGGAGAUAGUUCUGAGGAAACUCCAAUGUAGAGCUGAGAUACAUAAAACAUUGCUAUUUAGUCUACUUAUUCCUAUACUAAUCAUUUCAAUUCUACUUCCAAUAAAGUCAAAGGUUAGAAUUUCACUUGCUUCCUUUGGAACUGAAAAAACAUUCUCUACUUAAAUCAGACACACUGGAACAGAGGAACUACUGAUAAUGGCCACAGUUUAGUAAAAUGCUUAAAGUAUUGUUUAACUUCAAGCUAAGUAGUCUCACUGAAGUCAAGGAGACAACUCACAUCCUUGAAUUUAAACAUGUGCAUGUAUUCUUUGCUAGAUCACAGACUAUAUGCUUACUACAAUAAUUAUAAGGAAGAUGCCAACUUUUUAGUCAUGGAAUGCUGGAGAAUAAUUUAUUAAUUGUGAAUUUUUUGCAGAGAGAAGGUGAAAUCCUAGCUGCAACACAAUUAAUCUUUAAACCUACAAUCUGCAAAAUGCUAUUAAAGAAAAUAAGGGCUAACUAUACAUUUAUUAACAGGAAGCUAUUAUUUUACCUCCAAAUGCCUAACAAUUAAAAACAAGGAAGAGUAUAUAUAAGCUAUUUGCAUUGAAUUAUAGCAUAUUAACAAAAUUGUGAUUACUGUAUUCACCUUUGGAAUGUUACUGACCAUUUAAAUAAUUGUAUUAAGUAAAAAACACUGCUGUUUCAUAAGCAAAUUUAUCUUAACUUUAUUUAACCCUGUAAAUCCCUCACAAUAUGGUAUGAAAGACAAGCAAAAGAACUAUGGUCUUAUAGAGAACACUAUAUAAAUACAUAUGAUUUUUUUAAAAUAAAACUAAAAACUCAUUUUGCAAAAAAUGCCUGGGACUCAGUUGGAGGCAGCACUGAACAGAUUAAAAUUAAAAGUAGUAAGGUCAGUUUUGUUUCCUUUAUUCCAGAGUUCUAUUUUCUCUGUUUACUGAAAGUUGCUACACGUUUUUUAUUUGGAAUAUCAGGAAUGCAGCUUUGACAACAGUAUAAAUAAUUCCAAGAGCAGAGGGCUUUAAGUAGAUAUAAAGUAACUGCUGCUACACUAUACUGCUAGUGCAAAUAGUAAGCAGACUCCCCCUCUGAACAUUACCAUGGACAUUUCAGCUAUUACUUUCACUAUCUGUUCACUCACAUACUAGUUUUUACAGAAAACUAACAAUCUUUGGCCUGUUUUAUAGCUUAUUCUGUUGUUUGGAGUAAAACAAAUAUUUAACAUGAGUCCAUAGUUUUGUGUGUCAUAAUUAAAGCAUCCUAGCAACUAAGAAAGUGUGACUGUGUUAUAUCAUGGACAACAUGAAACCAGUUACUGAACAGACUUUGUAACUAGCAUAGUUACUCAUGGAAGCAUCUGUCAGUCCUGGCAGCUAGAAGCACAUUUCACUGAAUCCUUGAAGAAAGUCUUUCACCAACUUAAUAUAAAGACAUUUCUUAUAAAACAGCAACCAUCAUUAUCUAUGUGGUGUUUGCUGGGGACGUGCACCAGUGCAGCCACCCUUGUAGGGAUAUAGGUGAAAUAGGUAUAUAUGGAUGUUUGUAGGCAGUUACAUAGUCCUAGGAUCCUUCACUUCAAAGGUAUCCUACACCUAAAUUCUUGAUCCCAUCAGAUUCCAUACAGCAAGAGGUCUGUUAAACUGUAACUUUCUCCAAAACAGGUGCAGUAAAUGCUGCAGAGCAUGUACAUCUGCUUAACUCAGCAGGAAACUUUCCUAAUGACUAAUGUGGUGAACACUAUUUAUGGGCAAAACAGGGUUAGGAAAAAGGAAAUUCAUCCACUGUAUCAGAUUUAUAAACAAUUUCAGAUAAGGACUGCCCACAAUGGUGAAAAUAAAGGUUGUAAAUUGGGUCACUCAUGGCACCCUACUGAGCAAGCAAUAACCCUUAUGAAAAGUAAGAGCAGCAGUCAGCAUGCACACAUCACGAGGCCCUACUCAGCCUUGAAUGUUCUCAUGGGUGAUGCAGAAGAGGAAGUCCAGGGGCACAUGCAUGCAGCAUCAACAACAUACCCAAAUGAAAAAAAAAAAACAAUAAUCCAAAUGAAAGUAUAGUUUCACAAUUUGAUUUAGGUUUGCUUAAGCCUUACAUGUACAUUUGGUAGUAAAGACUUCUCAAGAGGAAAAGCUCCAAUUUGAGUGAUUUUCCAGAAGAUUUUAACCCCUAACCUACCACUGACAUGGUAUAAGGGUGAUUUUUGCUUCCGGUUCCCUGGUCUAUUCUCAGCAAUUACUCGCUUCAUACAGAUGUACGAUGUGGUUCACAAAUGUUGCGCAACUCAGAUUUUGCAGCUGAGAAAAUUCGUGGUUCUUUUUGCUUUCUUAAGAAGGGACAAAAAACAGGAUUUCCUGUCACUGAAGCAGCACUUACAGGAACCCAUAACAUCCAUGGACAAUGUAGUAAGCAGCAAAAAUUUCACUCAAAGGUGCACUAUGUGGAAAGUGCCCCUUCCCUCUCCUUUCCCCUCCCCCCCAGAAAUUUACAACACUUACCAAUUUGCUUACCAUAUUAGAAAACAGCUUACAUUGCAAGAAAUGUAAAGAGUAUAAAAUACAAAAGAAACUCAACCUAAAAUGGUAUAAGGCAUCAUAGCUGCAAUGCACACAGGGAAAGGUCAGGUUUGGCUACUUUGCUGUUUUCACUAACAGUCAAACACAUAUAUGUAACAAAAAUUAGCUCUCACCAAGGCCAAGUGGAAGGACAAAGCCAGGAAAAACAAGUGGGGAUUUUAAGUAAUGGACUCAUUAAUAAAAAGCCCACACAUUUCUAUUACAAAUAAACUUGAGCAGAUGCACAGAUACACAAAGCUUAUACACAGUAAUCCUCAGUGACAGAGGAAUGCAUAAGAACGCCCAUAAAGUCUUGCUGUGGCCUGACUUACACACCACAGACAUAUAUACAGCGCCUACAAAAACAUGCUGGUCCACAGCUUUAUGGCCCCUCUGCACCAGACCAAAACAUAAUUGCAGCUGUAUAUCUAUAGAACAGAACAGUGGAAGCAGACCUUUUAGGAAGUAGGUGUACGUGAUUAAGUCAUUAUUAUUUCCAGUACCACUAUAUGUCAAAGAAGAUACAUAAAACACAAACUGGCCUUAAUUGGAGGUAAAGUCAAUACCCAGAUCUGAACUUUUCUACUUAGAAACAUAAUAACUGCCUAUAGUAUUAUCCACCCUGUCAGGGAUCCUCUUACUGACAAGAAUCGGUAAUAGUUGUCUUAGUUGUUGUCUGAGGUAAAAAAUAGAUCUGCAGAGGUUUUAUCAUGGAAACUUUGCCUCCUAAGAUUAACUAAAGAUUGAAAAAGCCUCUUGUAUGCAAGUUUUAGGCUUGUCUGUGAUUACAGAAUGAAAGCAAAUAUGUACCCAUUAGUACACAGAAUGGGUUAAUAAUUCAAUGCAUCACAAAGCGGAAGGAAACCUAGGG